This is a messenger RNA of Saccoglossus kowalevskii, 1733 nucleotides long. RefSeq lists its product as uncharacterized. The record is from RefSeq and is a predicted model, not a curated record. NCBI's taxonomy places the organism in Eukaryota, Metazoa, Hemichordata, Enteropneusta, Harrimaniidae. Gene Ontology annotation, molecular function: hydrolase activity, hydrolyzing O-glycosyl compounds. Gene Ontology annotation, biological process: carbohydrate metabolic process.
AAAUUGUUACGGAGCUUACUAACAUCAUUUCUAUAUUUCAUGAAAAGGGUAUAUAAACAGUCGAUGUUCCACUGUCUCGCCAUCAUCAAGAAUCGUGACCCGGUCGAGCAGUCAUGUCUCGUCUACCACUUGUUUUAUCCCUAGUGUACCUUCUUGUAGUAUAUGUUCGUAGUGAAGUGUACGAACAACCGCCUCCCAAUCUGCCAUUGGAUGACCCAAGUCCUGACGUACCCGAUAACGAUGAUGUUUACGAAGUGGAUGGUGGAAUCGAUAAGCGUAGCGCAAGUUUUGAUUACGCUGAUGCCCUGUCGGCGUCAGUGGAGUUCUUCGAAGCCCAGCGUUCAGGGCCAGUGCCUGAAGAUGGGCGAGUGAAAUGGCGUAAACCAGAUAUUGCACAGUUUGACAAAGGUGCGAACGGAGAAGACCUGAGCGGGGGCAUGUAUGAUGCUGGUGAUCACAUCAAGUUCAACCUUCCAAUGGCCUGGACUACAACUAUGAUGGCGUGGAGUUACAUCGAAUUUGAAGAUGCGUAUAUUGAUGCAGGGGAAGACAAAAGCACCAGGGACCUUUUGAAAUGGAAUUGUGACUAUUUCAUAAAGUGUCACCCCAGUCCUGAUGUGUUUUAUUACCAGGUCGGCAAUCCUAGUGUUGAUCACAGUCAAUGGAAUCGACCAGAAAACAUUUCAUCAACACGACCAUCAUACCCAAUAGAGGACUCUGGUGCUGACGUUGCAGGUGAAACAGCAGCUGCUUUGGCUGGAUGCGCCAAAGUUUUCGAACAUUUCGAUACAAACUACGCGUCAAAGUGUGAGGAUAAAGCAAAGUCUCUCUUCAUGUUUGCACUAAACCAUCCAGGACUGUAUCCCCCAACUUUAUAUUACAAAUCAAACGGAGCCUGGGACGAGGUUGCAUGGGCCGCCAUCUGGAUAUACUGGUUGACCGGUGACGAGUGGUACCGACAAGAGGCAGUUAACUUAUACGACUCGAAAAAUCUGCACGGGAAAUCUUACGCAUACGGAUGGAACGACAAGCGAGAGGGACUCAAGCUUCUAAUGGGCUACAUUCACAAGGAUAUUAAUACAGACUAAAAAGCAAUACUUUAGCCAUUUCAAAUCAUACAUGAAUGGUUGGCUGCCGGGUGGAACUGUGACUUACACGCCUAAAGGUCUUGCCUGCAGGGACGCAUGGGGUUCUCUGCGAUGGGCUGGCAACUCCGCUGCCCUAGCAGUUAUUGCAUCCCAUUACGGACUCAGAGCACCCGCAUACAGGAACUUCGCCAAGUCACAACUGGACUAUAUUCUUGGUUCCUCUGGCCAUAGUUUCGUAGUAGGAUUUGGCGAAAAUCCCCCAACUCGUCCCCACCACAGGGGAAGCUCCUGUCCCGUGCUCACCGAGAAAUGCACUAACUCCAACAGUUUCAACUAUGAUGGUGCGAAUCAUCACCUACUGCGUGGAGCUAUGGUAGGAGGUCCAAACUGUUCUGAUGGCUGGAAUGACAACCGCAAAGACUACGUUAAAAAUGAGGUGGCGUGUGACUACAACGCGGGUUUCCAAACCCUCGUAGCAGGUGUACAAAGCAUGAUAUUGAGAGGCAUACUGGUUUAACCUGGAAUUCACGACCGGAGGUUUUUACCGUUCUCACAUUUGAAUUGCAUUGGACUCGUAUAAACUGUAUUCAUUGUAAAAUACAACUUCUAGUAGCAUUAGAAUAAAUAUCAUGAAAACAAUUUACC